UUUGCAAAAUCUUUAGUCAUUGCCACAAGUGAAACUGUAGCUCAAAUUCAAUGGCAAAUUCUUCAACGCGGACACCGUAAAUUAUAUAAAAUCGCCAAAUCUCAUACAAAAACACCACCAAUCUAUUCACGCCAAGAAUCCACCCACGCUUCACCUUCAAAAACCUCAACAACAUAGUACAUUUUAUUCUCAAAUCUUUUGCUUUUCAAUUCCAACACCAAUCAUUUGGUUCCAGUUCUUUUUCUUGAAAACUUGCAGCACCAAACCCAUUUUGUCACCAGGUGUUUCUUCUUUUCUUUUCGUUUACUUAAUUUUCAGAUCUGAUUCUAUCAUUUUGCCUGUUGAUGGGCUAUCUGCGAUUUUCAUUUUCAGUUACACAGUUUUAGUUUUAAUUCAAAUCUGAUUUUGCAAAGAAAUUGAUAAAAUGGAAGUGUCUGGUGGGAUUUCUCCUGGAGGGAAUUUGGAUUUGGAUUUGGAUCGGAUACAAAAGGGGGAAACUGAGGAUACCCAAUUAAAGAAUUUUGAGUUGGAAUUGGCUGAAAAUGAUAAUAGGCAUAAUCACCAGUUCCGUUCAAUGAAUGCAUUAGAGAUCUUAAGAGAAACGGUGAGGAUUCUUCGAUUCAAUUCCUCUUCAUUUAUGAUUAUUGCUGCCUUGCUUAUUUGUCCAGUUUCUGCCAUUGUUUUAUCAAAUGUAUUUGUUGAUCAGUCUGUAGUGAAAAGACUGACUAUUAGGCUUAUGUUGGUUGCAAAACAUAGUGGACUCCCAUUGAGGCCUUUUCUCAAACAGUCUAGUUACCGUUUCUCCGAAAUGGUUGUUUCUUCAGCAAUGUGCUUCCCUUUGUUCUUCACAUUGUCUCUGUUAUCCAAAGCUGCAGUAGUUUACUCUGUUGAUUGCACUUAUGCCAAGAAAAAAGUACAGUUUUCCAAGUUUUACGUGAUAAUGAGAAAAAUUUGGAGAAAGGUUGUUUCGACGUACUUGUGGGCUUGUAUGAUGAUAGUUGGUUGUGUUACACUAUUCUGUGUUCUUCUCUUAGCUAUCUGUAGUUCCCUUUUUGUAAUUGGGUUUUUGCCUGAGUUAAAUUUGUAUGCUGCAAUGAUGGUGGGGCUAGUGUUCUCUGUGGUUUUUGCCAAUGCAAUUAUUAUUUGCAAUGUUGGCAUCGUGAUAUCUGUAUUGGAGGAUGUUUCAGGGCCGCAGGCUUUGCUUCAUUCCAGUAUUUUGAUUAGGGGACAGACGCAAGUUGGUCUCCUUAUAUAUCUCGGGUCGACAAUUGGUAUGGCUUUUGUGGAAGGGUUGUUUGAGCAUAGAGUUAAGACAUUGAGUUAUGGAGAUGGAUCUUCAAGGAUUUGGGAAGGUCCACUUCUGGUGAUUAUGUAUUCAUUUGUGGUGCUUAUUGAUACGAUGAUGAGUGCAGUUUUCUACUUCAGUUGUAGAUCCUAUAGGCUGGAAAACUCUGAUGCUGAGUCUCAGUCAAUUUUAGAAACAAUCACUAUUUCUUCUGAUUCUAUGGAUACUCAAUGACAUGCCCUUGUAAAUUGAUUAUUGUGCUAAAGCUUUCUUGAAUUUUUGAUGGGAUGGGAGCUGCAAUGAGAAAGCUGGCAUUUGUUGCUAGUUGCAUCAUCUUACUAUUGACGAGCGCAUUUAUGAAACUCCAUUAGCCAUUUGCCGUCAGUGGCCUAUGGAUGUUUAUAACAUCAGGUUACUAUCCGGUCUUUAAUGGAAAUGCCAAAAAAUGCGAAAGGUCAUAUUUCUAGGAUAUGCAGAAGAAGAAAUGAAAAGGAGAAGAUAUAUGAUGUUUGAUAGAAUUCAUUUAAAUGGCAGUAUUCCUUAAAGGUAAACUUUAAACGUUAAAAGUUACUUUUGUAUUGUUAUCAAGGGAAGUUCAGUUCCCCCAGCUUUUUAUACUUUUGUCCUUUUAAUAGCGUCCAAUGUCUUUGGAAUAAUGUAGUAAAAAAUAGGUUGUUGGGAUGUAAGUAGUGCUAGGCAUGAUACAUUGUAUUAAGAGAUAUCGACAAUAAGUCCAUAAAAAUUCUUUGCAUUAAUGUGUAAAUUGAAAUUUGCUUAAUUGUAUCACCAGAUUUACGCUGUCUAUCUUGUAUUCCAGAAACGGACAUGUUAUUUUGUCUUGAAUGGAUAUUAAAAUUUAUCAGA
Jatropha curcas is the source of this 2149-nucleotide messenger RNA. Its product is annotated as Son of sevenless protein. NCBI's taxonomy places the organism in Eukaryota, Viridiplantae, Streptophyta, Magnoliopsida, Malpighiales, Euphorbiaceae. The record is from RefSeq and is a predicted model, not a curated record.